Messenger RNA from Anastrepha obliqua, 2501 nucleotides. Its product is annotated as mesoderm induction early response protein 1. The transcript is spliced from 4 exons. NCBI's taxonomy places the organism in Eukaryota, Metazoa, Arthropoda, Insecta, Diptera, Tephritidae. Gene Ontology annotation, molecular function: transcription corepressor activity; histone deacetylase binding. Bases 87 to 2072 code for a protein of 661 amino acids. Gene Ontology annotation, cellular component: nucleoplasm. Gene Ontology annotation, biological process: negative regulation of transcription by RNA polymerase II. The record is from RefSeq and is a predicted model, not a curated record.
AUACUGAGGAUUGGUAAAAGUUAAAUGAGCUGUAGAUUCUAGUUUUCAUAUUUUUGUAUUAAUUGCAAAAUUUUUUGCAAAGCGCAAUGUCUCCAGAGCCAGAUAGUGAUCAAUUAAGCUGCAAUAAAUUUGAAGAAGUGAAAGAAGGAAUCACAACAACAGCAGUGGAUAUAGCACGAAAUGUAAAUUUGUCUUUGGUUGCAGGGGAAACUUAUCACCAAACAGACUAUUCGGUCCCGCGCAAACAACGCGAACGCCGAAAUAAAUCGCCCAUUGCGAUAUCAACACUUUUAGAAACCUUUGCAGCUCCACUAUCACCAGCUUCGUCUUCAUGUACCUCGCAAGGUAACAGCAGUGGUGAUGCCACAUUUGAACCAUCCAUUGAUAUGAUGGUGAACGACUUUGACGACGAACAAACUUUGAACGAGGAAGAAGCAUUGGCUGCCAUGGAGCAUCAGGACCCACAUGAUGAAAUUGCUACUUUGAAAGAGGAGAGUGAAAUGCCUUUAGAAGAGUUGUUGGCUAAAUACCAGGUAGCGCCCCCUGUGUCUGCACACAUCGGACCAUCGAGAAAGAAGAAUAAGAAGAGCUCCGGAGUGGGUAAGCAUUUAAAGCACAAAAAGGUUGAUAGUGAGUCUACGGCAAACAUAAGUUCUACGGAGGGCCUUACAAAUGCCACAUUGGAAGCAGUUGAUGGCACUGAGCCGAAUGCUAUUGAAAGAUCGUCAAAUGAUGUUAUAUUGAUUGACGAAAGUGGUGACGAAGACCUCACUGACAACAAAUUAAUGACGAAAUCGGGCACUGAAGAAUCGUUAGCGGAGCAGGAUGCUUGUACGCUUGAACGAUUUGUGGAGAACAAUGAUUUGCCGAUUGGGCAUGUUGAGAAAAUUAAAAGUCGUCGCACACAUCUAAUGGACCUUUAUCCAGAAGAAUCCUUUACGGAAGUACUGAAUUCAGGAGAUGGAACUGGAAUAGAAGUACCGCUUGACCUUCUUUAUAAUGAAGAUGACGAGGGGGAAGAAGUAAAUGAGGCAGAAGAGGAGGAAGAAGAGGAAUUUGACAUUGACUAUGUGAAGAAAACCAUAAUGGUAGGUCCAUCAUAUCAAGCAAAUAUACCAGAUGGAUUAUCGCAGUAUGGUGAUGUGUUACCUUAUGAGAAUGAAGAUAAAUUGAUUUGGGAACCCAGUCAAGUUAGCGAGCGUCAAGUUGAAGAAUACUUGUUGAAAGCACGGGAUAUUAAGCCAAGUUUACUAGACAACGAGGAAGAAGGCGAAGAAUCUAACCAGACUAACAUUGCAGCAGACAUCGCGAUAGAUCCUAUAAUAUCAACACCAAAUGGCAUUGAUGCAGAAAAUAAAGAAUCUUCCACAUACCACAAAGCGGACAAUGUUCAAAGCACAGUUCAAUCGCAUAGUGGUGAAAGCAGUGAUGUAACUGCUGUAAUUAAAGAUAACGAGCAGGCUCUUCACUUGCUCGUUCAAUGCGGGUAUGAUUUUAAAGAAGCCUUACGUCGCAAACGCCUAAAUGCGCUCCCACUAACUGGUUCGAUGAGCCUUUGGUCGGAAGAAGAGUGCCAUAAAUUCGAGGAGGGUAUACAAAAGUUUGGCAAAGAUUUUCUUAAAAUACGCCAAAAUCAGGUGCGUACACGUACAAUGCGAGAGUUGGUGCAGUUUUAUUAUCUCUGGAAGAAAAGUGAUCGACGUGAUCAUAAUUUCGCUAACUCGGACACAGUAGAUCACAUGGAUAUUUACCUUAACGAAGGUGGAGAUUAUAGUCCAACAACUACGAUCAAUGGCACCGCAGCAACUGGCCACUCAACUAACACAAACGGUGCUCAAACCCUGAGUUCGCGAAAAAACAAUGGCUGCGUUCAAAAGAAUCCAAUAUCCAUUAUGAUGACUGGAAAUACUAGUACUAAUACCAGUUCGACUACAUCAGCGGUAACACAAUUAAGUGUCAGUAGUAGUAAAGUGGCUAAUAAUCGAAAACGUAAUGUACUAGGUACUCCCAGCAAUAACUAUGAAAGUGCAUUAACUCAAAGUAUACCACUAUCAGCCGCGCAAACAAAAUGAUGACGAAUUGUUUCGUAAUCCAGUAGUCAAAGUUAAGUGUCGUACAAGUGCUGGCGACUUAUACGCAAUGUUGCACAUGCAACUAAAAAGUUAAGGAAAUAAAUAGUAUUAAAUAAAAAAUUUCAAUAUUUCUUAUAUAUUCCAAUUGAACAUUUAUACAUAUAUUAAAUACGUUAAACAAUUGUUUUCAUCCUCUAUUACAAUUAACUAGAAGAUUUUUCAACCGCUCGGCGCAAAAAGAAAUUCCUUUAUAUGUUUUUAGUAUUUUAAGAUACAUACAUAAGUGUUCAAGGAGUAACAUUAAAUGAAAGUACAUUUAGCUCCUGAAUUAACUGUAAUUAGUUACUCAAUAAUGUUAUUAAUUCAGUACAAGUUUUAUACCUUACUCUCAUGCAUGCAAUAAAGCGAUUGAGAUUUGCUUACAUUCAA